AUGUACACCUCACUUGUCACUCACCACUCUGAAUGGUGCUUGAGAGCCCUCACGUUCAUCGUCGCCGAUUUGGCCUACAAACCUCUUCCCCUCGUUUCUACGACUCCGAAUUUGGCGUUGAUGUCUGAUUCACCCUCGAAAAUGAACUUCUCUAGGCCAUGCUUCUUCAAAGGAAGGUUAAGCUGCCAAAAUGUAACAACUCAGCCGAUUCCCUUUCUCGACGAGCCCUUCAAGACCUGGCACUCAACAAUUUUCCUCGUGGUCUUUGUUUUGGCCUUCGCCAUUGUCACCGCUUUUCUUGGGUAUCGCUAUGUGGAGGCUCUCAAGUUCAAGAGUUGUUCAUGCUGCAAAUCUAUCUUGAAUCCAGAAAGACAGGCAUUCGAACCAGACAUGGAAGGUCAACGUUGCCAGGGACGUUGGAAGAAGGAGGUUCACGAUAUUCCACCCAUCCAGUCAUGUGAUCCUCAUACAGAUCAAAUUCAACAACGUAUCAGACCUCGUGAGGUUCGACUUAGUAUUGUUGAACUUGGAGAGGUUCGAGAGAGUGGGAUAGCACGGAGACGGGCCUCGAAUCCACGGAUCACCACUGAUUAG
Messenger RNA from Exophiala oligosperma, 594 nucleotides. RefSeq lists its product as uncharacterized. The transcript has a single exon. The record is from RefSeq and is a predicted model, not a curated record. Bases 1 to 594 code for a protein of 197 amino acids. Lineage: Eukaryota; Fungi; Ascomycota; Eurotiomycetes; Chaetothyriales; Herpotrichiellaceae.